This is a messenger RNA of Lytechinus variegatus (green sea urchin), 7586 nucleotides long. Its product is annotated as deleted in malignant brain tumors 1 protein-like. Gene Ontology annotation, cellular component: membrane. The record is from RefSeq and is a predicted model, not a curated record. NCBI's taxonomy places the organism in Eukaryota, Metazoa, Echinodermata, Echinoidea, Temnopleuroida, Toxopneustidae. The transcript is spliced from 9 exons. The coding region runs from base 1476 to 3572 and encodes 698 amino acids.
AUGCAGUUGCACAGUUGUGGUGAUGCUCCUCUCCGGAGUCGGACAUGCUUUCCCUGUGCUCUGCAUCUCCUCUUCAUUCCGUACGUCUUGUCCGGUGAACAUUGCUCUAACCCUCUCUCUUUCUUCAGCCUCUGUUCAAUCUGCCGUUUGGACUUCUCCCCGUUCAGUUGUAAUAAGAUCAUUGUCGGGUAUGCCAGGGAACUCUACACUGGAGGCCGAUUUGUGAUUAUAACUCUGCCGCCGAAGACAACGUAUCGUAAUCCAUGUGGUACAGCCUACUCGCUAAGCCCCUCAGGGCAUGUCGUAUUUAUUUGUCCUCCUCCUUUUCAUAUCAUCUUAUUUGCUGAUAUUUUCAGGGGGAGAGGAAUAUCAGAAAGAGUUGAGGUUCAUGCUCGACAAUUCAUCAAACUCCUUCUCAAGUUGAAGUGUAGCUUUUAACAUUGUCUGAGACUGCCUUACCAAUAUCGAUAUACAGUGGUGGUCAAAGCUCAGUGAACCCCGGCAGAAAAGUGUACCAAGUUAUGUCAUGUUUUGGAUAUUUACUUGUGAAGUCAGAUAUAAAACUCAUCUCUGCAACAUCCUAAGACCAUCCGGAGGGUGAAAAGUACAAAGAGCUUGCGUUUCCAACCCAAGGCAGAGAUUGCAACCUACAUCUCAAUCUCGUAAACUGACAGCAUUCCAGGCCUCUCUGUGAUUGUAUACGACAACGAUGAGAGAGGUGUAGCGCAUGACACCUCUGAUCAGCAGUGAGAGGUGGUGCGUGUAACCUGACUCCAUGCACCGCAGAAACAAGAUAAAAUCCUCAUCAGUAGCAGGUGUCUCGUGUCUUCGUCUCAUCUCUACCCAGAUUAAUUGUGACUCCAUCUUUUGUGCUUGACAGGAGGUGGCGUUGGGGGAAGCAUAUCGCAUAGCUGCCGCGAUUUGAAAAAAUUGUAGAAACUCGUAAGUGUGGGUUAAUUAAUUGCUGGUAAAGAUACGAAGCAGAUGAAGGUUUUGAAACAGAAUUGUGAUGUGACAGGAGUGUGGUUUCAGUCAGUGAUCAUCUGAGUCUUCGGCUUUCAUCACAUGUCUAUAGGAGGCUUGAGGUGGUAAUUCAUGGAAUUCCUUGAAUGUCUUUGGAUGUGAAAGAAUCGAUGAGGGAUUGAGACAGAGACCAAACAGCAUCACAUCAUUCCACACCUCAACGUGAAAGUGAGAGAACAGAGGCGAAAGAAUAAAACGAAGUCUCUGCAAACAAAGCCUGUUUUCUCCCCCAUCCUGGCUGGUCAGUGAAUCUCCGCGAGGCAAUCGGCAAAGCAUCCACUCCUAUCUAAUUCUGAUGCAAGGGACGGGACACUUGGUCAACACUGACCGCUGAGUCGUGCUCACUGGACCGACCGUGUUGGAAUUCAAGAUGGAAUUACCUCAGUGGCUCGGAGAUCUCUAGUUGGCUGUUUGGUUAGAGAUCAGAGUUUGCUGAUAAACACGAUUGACCGAUGGCAAGCAUGAAGGUGACAGAAGUUAUAGAGAUGGUGGUGGUUGGGACGGGAAGAAAGCGAUGGAAAAGAUGGAAGAGAUCUUGGUUUGUCCUGCGAGUCUUCUCUAUCUGUUUGAUGUUGCUUAUCGGUGAUGUCAUAGCAAACCUAGUCAAUACACCUGAGCCCAUAGAUGAUUUCUCAGUCAAGCUAGUCAACGGCUAUGUGACCAAUGCGGGUCUACUGCUCAUCUUCUACCAAGGCUCUUGGGGUACUGUCUGCAAUAACUCCUGGACGAUCACAGAAGCUGACAUCGUCUGCAGGCAAAUGGGCUACCCAGGUGCCGCUGUGGCUUCGCAUUCAGAACUCACCAUUCCACUCGGCAAAGAUGGCUACCCAACCCUUUUUGAGAAUUUUCAUUGUAGGACCAAUAGCACCCACCUCUCCAAUUGCCAAUUUGAGGAUUUCUCGAUGGAACGUGGCUGCCAAAGUGUGCAGUUAUUGUGUCAACUCCCGCAGCCAACAGACCCCCCACUAUACUCUUUACGACUACGCGAUGGUGAGAAACCAAGUGAGGGCAGGCUUGAGGUCUUUGUCCACGGCAUCUGGGGCACCGUCUGCAAGGAUAGGUUCUCCAAGACGGCUGCCUACGUAGCCUGCCGACAACUCGGCUACCCUUUCGCCUUGACCUACCUGCCAUCCUCUUCGUUUGGAUCCGGAUUCGGUCCGAUAAUCCUUGACGAUGUCCGUUGCAACGGGGACGAGAGGAGGCUAUGGGAUUGCCACCAUCGGAGUGCCUGGACACAUAACUGCAAUAAGAGAACAGAGGUCAUUGGGGUACGCUGUAGUAUGGAGACUUCUAUGCGAGCUGGUCAUGGUGUAAGAUUAGUACCUACCAAAGUGGGCCUGGUGGAAAUCUUCUAUGAAGGCAUUUGGUGGAACAUCUGUGCAGAUCCUCAGUGGGACAAACGAGAUGCCCUUGUGGCUUGUAGGCAACGUGGCUACCUGUCUGGGUUGCCACGUCGACAACCAUUCUGCCCGUGGAACAAGAUCAACUGUCAUUCAAAAUUUGGUGAAUUCAAGUGCAUAGGGACGGAAAGUUCCCUGGAGCAGUGUGAUUUCUCAACGGAAGAUUUUGAUAGUCCAUGGACUUGCCAUUAUGGCUUUGCAGCUGCAGAGUGCUCGAACAUUGAACCCGACGAAGAUUGGUGGUUGGCAGAUCAGAGCAAUUUAACAGACAUUCAUUUAGCAAAUUCCACGCUCAUACCAGUUAUUAAGAAGAAAAAAUUUGCAGAGGCUGAUGUAAGGUUAGCAGGGUCAGAUGAUGACCAUCAAGGUCGUGUUGAGAUCUACCAUGACAGUGACUGGUAUACAAUCUGCGAUGACCAGUGGGAUAUCAAAGAUGCAAGGGUGGUGUGUCGUCAGCUGGGAUUUCCCGAUGCCCUGCGCGCCCUGACCCAAGCCACGACCUUUGGCCCUGGCCUUGUCAACAUCCUCCUGGACAACGUGGACUGCAAGGGAGAUGAGCCAAACCUCCUGGAGUGUGAUCACAAUGAACUUCACAUCCAUGACUGCAUUCACAAUGAGGAUGCAGCGGUCAUCUGCAAGGCAGAAGGCACCAGCCUCAUCACUGCUGCAUCUGAUUCCUCAAGCCAGCUGCCACCGGGUGCAAUCAUCGCAAUAUCCAUGAUCUCUGCAUUUUCUUUUAUCAUCAUUGGUGGUGCCCUACUUCACUAUGCCUGUAAAUCCUGCGACCGUCGUAUCGAGGAAACCUCUUCCCCUCGGACGCGUUCCACCCCCAUGGUCGUCAUGAUGGUACACUCUGCGUCACGCUCUGGCAGGUCUAGCAAUGGAUUCCCGCACAACUCCCGGCGUUACGACGCCCUCCCCUUCACCAUCUGCUCCAGGACCUCCAUAGGGAGCAGCACCACCAGUCCCGUAUCGAGCCCGGUCUCACAGAAUGGAACUAUUUGCGAAGAGCUUGAGGCUCUGAGCGGGGGACCGCCUUCUUAUGAAAUUGUCUUGCGUCACCCAGAUGCCUUUGCCCAGAUGCUCCAAAGUGCGGAAAAUAUAGUGCCCCCGCCGCCGUCGUAUAAUAGAUGCAUCUCGCAACAAUGACGUAAGGUACUCAUCUGGUCAAUCAUUAUCAUCGUUCUCGCAUUAGUCACCUUGCCUUGGAUUCCACUUCUCGGCGGAUAAUGACACUCUAAUUUUUUCCAUUCCUUUCUUGUGUACCUGUCUUAUUGAUUGACUUGUUUUGAUUUAGUUAUAUAAUUAUGCUGCAAGGAGUUGUAUAUUAUUGAGAGUUUAGUGUGUGGUAAACAAAUUUCCUGUAAGGCUUAUCUGUCACUUUUUGACCUCUUUGACACCAACAGCACUCAUGCUUUCUUUGCUGUAAAAUGACCACCACUAUUCACAACAAAAAUAAAGAUGAGGGAUUUAGUGAUCCUCCUAUAGUGCAGUUCUUCUUGGAUGUUGCACAUUUGCUUUCACCCAUGGACUUCUGCUCUGUGUUAGAUGCACGACUUCUCAACUAGUUCAGACAUAGGACCAAGAGGACUUACCCUUACCUAAUUUAGGGGCUGUUUCCUGCUGCAAACAGGAACCAGCCAGUCCUUGUUCAACUGAAUUUUAAAAAAUGUACAAAAAAUGUAAACUUUUUCUCAGUGGUUUUACAAAAAACAGUUGAAACUUCUCAUGAGAAAGUGUGGAAUUACAGAAAUGAGUUCUAUGAAGAAGUCAAACAUUGAUUUGGCAUAUUUUAAUAAUAAUCCAGGUCACUUGUAAAAAAAAAUGCAUUUGGGCAAUUCCAUAAAAUGAUCAACCUUUUUGUACAAUCGACCACCAUUUUUUCAAGUCCUCCUUCCACAGUAUAAACUGACCAAGUCAUGGUCCCUUGAGAACAUUACAGACUGUCAAAAGAACAUGAAAGCAGAGACAGAACGCUUCAUGAAGGUCCCACAUAGAGGGGCUAGGACAUACAUAUUUAAUAGAAUUGCCCAUUUGCAAAUAGUUCUAAGUGAUUUUAACAACUUUGGUUAAAAGACAGAUCAUUUGAUAUCUAUGUAUAAAAUCAUUUUGAUCGGUACUCUUUUCCUGCUACCCAAUACUUUCCAAUUUAUACCAAAAGGACCACAUUGCUGUAGAAGUUGAAUCGGCAUUGUUCUGGUAAGGAAGCAUCAAAGCAAUUGAAUGAGUACUUCAUCUUUUAUUCUUUUCAUAUUUCACAUGAUGUUUUCAAUUUGUAUCUACCAUAGAAUCACUUUCUUUUAAUGAAUAUAUUAUUCAUUUCAUAUUUCCUCUCCUUGAUAAUUCAUCAUUCAGAAUAUCUUCCUUAUAUUUCAUUUUGAUUGGCCAGAUGAGUGGAAAAGUGAAACUUCUACUAAACAAAGAUUAUUACAAUUUUGAAAACUGUUUUAUAUAAAUGUGAUAUUUGGUGUUUUCUCAUACAUUUUCAAUGAUCAUGUGAAUAAAGUUUUUACAAUUUACAGACAGACUGAAUAGGACUAUGUAUAUACUCUUUAUGCAAGACUUAAUAUUUGUCACUAUAAUUUAUUGUUUUGUGUUGAAGUCAAGUUGGUCGAUAACUACUAUUUAAAGGCAAAAUAAUUAUCUACAUGACUACUGAAUUUGAAAAUUAUUGAAAAAAAGAUCAACUGUUUUAUUGUUUGUCCAAUCUAGUUGAAACUUUCACCUAUCUGCUUCUUUGAUUUUUCUUCUUUCUUUUAAAUAAUUUGUUUUAUUUGAGUUAAAUUCUGUUUUGAGUCUAGCAGCGAUGCCAAGGUUUUCACCUUUGACCCAACCAACUUGAACAGUCAGUUGAUAAUAUCAAUACUGUAAUAAAGACAAAUUGUAUGGCAUGUAUUUGGUUGUAAUAUGAGAAUUAAUGUUUAAUCACCAAAGGUACUUUGGAGUUUAUCCUCUUCAGUCUCUAUUAGUAACCCAUAGAGGUAUAAUGUCUCAUUUAAAGAGGCUUUUUUCUAUUUUUCCUGAUUUAUUUUUGAUAGGAUUAAAGGGAAAAUAUCUAUGAAUUAAAUAAAACUGGAAUGCAUUAUCUUGUGCUCAUUGCUAAUAAAUACAAACUUAAACUAAUGCUUACACUAUCUAAAUUUGCAACGCUUUGAAACGAUGGAUUUAUUUUUUAAAAUGCAAAUUGGCAAUUCUUAUGUUAGAUUUUGUAAUUUAUCAUUCAUUUUUAUUCAUCUUAUAUCCUCUUUUAUAACAAAAUACGAGGGGAUACAAAAAUUAUUUUGUGACAAUUGUGAGGAUUGAAUAAGUAAUUAAAGCUUUGGGAAAGCCGUACACCUCUAUGGGUUGAUUUUACCAGCAAUUCCAAUCUGUUCUUGUGAAGAUUGAAUUUAUUUAGCUGCUUAUUAUAUUUGUGGAUGCAUUCACUAUAGCCGUAUUGAAAUGUACUUAUUUCAUCAGCAUUAUGAAUAUUACAAUUUGUCGUACUGAGUCUGUUUUCAAUUAAAGUUGCAUUUAACAUGCUACUUUUAUUCAUGUUUUCACUAUUUAUUUGCACAUUUUGGCAAUGUACCUAAACUUUAGACCAUUACCACACCUGAAAUUUAUUUUUCAAGUUGACAACGAGGCCUUGGAACACAAAGCCUCGCUCUAGACUUUCGUGUCAAACAAAGAAUUACGAUUGAUCCAUUAACCUCAACUAUAUGAAAAUCCAUCAAUGUCAUAAUCUUUCAUACAGAAAAUUUGCACAAUGUCCUUAGUAAACAUAGAGGAGCAUCCUGAAUUGUCAAGACAAUGAGGAAUGUACGAGUAUACAUCUGUAUCUAGAAAAUAUUUUGAAUAAUACAUGCAUUUUAGAUGUUGACGUUGCUGGCUUUCCAUAGUUGAUUGGAUCAAUUGUAAAUCAUGGCACUAAGUCUGAUUAUUCUAUAUGGAACCCAAGCUGAGAAGGUUCUGAAAAUGACUACCCCCCCCCCCCCCCUCCCAUUGAAUUGUCAAUUAACUGCAACUUUAACAGAGAUGCUUUGGGAAUUCCUACAUGAAAGGCACAGCCUGAAUUUUGGUGUGGAAGAGAAUUUCUCUCUUUUUUUUUCUUCAAAGUAUGCUACAAACACUGACCAGAAGUGAUGUCAAAUUUGGAAAAAAAAAAAUCAGGGAGUUUAGUAAUGAAAGGUUUGUCUGUGAAUUUACCCCCAAGCCAAUCAAGCUGCAAGAUUUACAUUAGUUUACAAUAACAAUGAUAAUAACUGAUUAUUUUGUUUCAUGAAAUGCUCCCAUGCAUGUUUAAUUGUCUCUGGGAGGUGGAGAUGGUCUUCAUCUUUGUGUAAAAUGAUUGCAUAAGACCCUUCUUUUCCUGAUAAAUAAACAUUUUGGUGCUAUGUGAAUACUUUUUCUAUAUAUAUAUAUCUGUUUCAUCAUUGAUCCCGAGUUUAUCACAACUUGAAUUUGUGAACAAAGGAUAAAAGUAAUACUGAUUGUGAGAUUGUUCAAUAUAUUUCAUACCUUUCUGUGACAUUUCAUUUGCUAUUCUAAAGUGAGUUAGAAAAAUAUAUAAUGUAUUCUGUCAAUGUAGGUUUCACAAACAGACCUGGAAGAACUAAAAAGAGUAAAGUAGAAUUGGUACUUUUUAAAAUAUUUUUGUAAUUUUCAUUCCUGUUUGAAGAGAUGAUUGACUUAAAAACACUUGCCCUUGUCAGAAUUAAGGACUGAACAGCAGAGACAUUGUUCAGUCCUUGUUCUAUAUAUUCUCUUUACUUAUAUAUUUUGUACAACCAAUUAAUAUAAGGUUCAUAUAAAGUGAUGAUCAUGGAUGUGUAAUUAACUGGAUACUUAUCAUCCAUCAGUGAUAAUUGAAAAUGAAAACAAAAUUAUCAAACAAUACUAGAAUAUUUAUAUCAUUUGGUACACCCACACCAAAAUAUGAUAUGCCAUUUGAUAUGAUAUAAUACAUUUGAUUUGUCUGGAGUUGGUUUCGUUAAUGUGACUAGCAUAACUCUUGUGUCCUAUCCUCUUGUACUUAUAAUUCUGAAAUACUGUCAUGUGACCAGUACUCGUCAUGUGACCUUGAUUGUAAUUGUAUAUAACCAUGUGACACAUUCAAUCAUCUCAUUUUAUUUGCUGUACCACCGUGUUGUCUAUGAAUAAAUGCAAUAUGGAAACAUUUUA